AUGGAUAUGAAUUCUCGACCUAUAUCGGCGCACCGCAGGCUCAUGACUCCUCCACCGCCGUCGAAAGCGCUCCUUGAACUACAGAGACAGGGUUUGGAACUUGCGGCUUCCAGAUCUCAGAGCAGUCUGUUCCUCGAUGUACCUCGGAGUAGAUCAACAAAAUCCACACCUUCUGACCGAGAUAAACCUUUACCCCUUGAGCCGUUCGAGAAAAGACGAUCAUCUAGUGUUUACAGCAAUGACACAACGAUCAGCAACAUCAUCCGCAUGUACAAUGGGCAGCAGGAAUUGAUCGACACUCCCGCCCUACCAGCCUUGCAUCAACCACAGGCGUAUCGAGAUACUAUAGCCCCACUACUCAUCCGACGACUCAGCGUCAGUAAAACACCAUCUCCAAACCCACUGGGGACUUCUGGAGCUGACGACAGCUCAUCUGUUUUUUCACUAAAGCCUACCCUUCUGUCAGGAAACGAUGGCCCGCUGAGCAACAAGGCGGCACCGACAUUCAUUGAGUUUUCCAGAUCCCUUCGAGAGCGACGAAAUGAAUUGGAGUCUGCCUUGUCUGCGUCAUCGCCAGACCACGAUUGUCAAGUUGCGAAUAACAGUUUGGCGCUUCCUUCACCACAAGUUUCCCCUAUCGAGUUAUCCCUCAUCAUCUCCCGUACACCUCCGCUCCCCAGUGCAAUGUCCGGCAGCAUAUCGGAUGUCAAUGAUUCUGAUCUGCUACCUCCUCCAGCGGGACUAGUAGAUUCGGAACUACCUAGUCCUGUGUCCGAUGACUGGGACAAUCAAUCCAGCAUUCAGAGUGUCAGCCCUGGAGAUAGUGGCAAAGAGAGGCCACAGCACCAUACUCCUGACAGCAGGCUCUCUAAGUCUUGGCUGGAUGACGACUUUGUGCAGAGUCCUGUAUCAGCAUCAAAUCGACCAUGGGAGCGGACCAGCCUCGAUCCGAGAAUGGUUUCAGGUGAGUAUGCACAUGGACAGGAACAUGUUCUUCCUGAACCUGCCACCAAUGAUUCUGCUGUGGCCGGAGACACUCCAUCCAGGAAAAAAUCAGAACGUGAUAGCCCCCGAUCGAGCUUGCAGCAAGGCGUUUCUCAUUUAUGGCGGACACUGUCUCUGUCUAAGCGGGGUCCGGUGUUGCAAGACUACCAGGAAGAGGAAAUGCCACGACCAAGACAAUUGGCAAAGCCAGCCACACCUUACCAAGUUUAUGGUGCAGAGAUAUGGUCAAAAAAGAUGACGAAGAAGCAACAACAACAACCAAAGAUACAGCGCAACCACAAGGCAGGAAGGUCCAUCGACUUGGGCAAUGCCUACCAAAACGGUCAGAGUCAGUUCGUGGGGGUCCUCGAGGGCGCCAGACGGAAGCUGACCGGACGAACAUCCCAGAAGCGGCGAAGGAUGUUGAAGCAGAGUAUUGUGCUGGUUGGACCAACACGGAAAACGAGCGCGAUGCAUUUGGGAGAUCCAUUCAUGGGUGAUGAAGGAGAAUCUUGGAUCUAG
Messenger RNA from Exophiala oligosperma, 1506 nucleotides. RefSeq lists its product as uncharacterized. Lineage: Eukaryota; Fungi; Ascomycota; Eurotiomycetes; Chaetothyriales; Herpotrichiellaceae. The record is from RefSeq and is a predicted model, not a curated record. The transcript has a single exon. Bases 1 to 1506 code for a protein of 501 amino acids.